GAGUCUGACAGCCUCAUUAUCAUUUUGUCUUGGCUUGAGGGGAUUACUAUCCACCUUUCCACACCCGGUGAAACUAAACUAAGAUAGAGGGACCAGAAGUCCUCAUCAACAGGACUGCUACCAUUUAUUAGUGGACAACAUGCUUCUGUAUUUAAACGUCCUGGUGCUGCUCCUCCUGCAGCCGGCUCUGUCCAGCCCAGUGCCGCUGACCACGCCGUCCAGAGGAUGUGCCACCUGUAAAUCAAAGUCCACACAGAGUCAGCCGACCGUGAAUGUAAAUGGCACCGCUCUGACCCUUGGAGAACCAUGUGGGGUGUACACUGUGAGCUGCGCCGACGGUCUACGGUGUGCACCUUCAGAGGAUGAUCCGAGGCCCCUCCGAGCCCUGCUGGAAGGCAGGGGAGUCUGCAGCAACGCCAGCAGCAUUGGUCCGACUGAAAGCGCCCCAACUGUAGACCCAGCACCUACUGAGGAUCCAGACCAGGCUCCAUGUCGUAAACUGCUAACUACACUCAUCAAAGGUCUUGAUGCCCAUUUAUUUCGGUCGCAUCAUGAUAUCUACAUGCCUAACUGUGACAAGCGAGGCUUCUUCAGAAAGAAGCAGUGCUGGUCGUCUCGGGGUAAGCGGCGUGGCCAGUGUUGGUGUGUGGAUCAGAACGGCAUGCUGGUCUCCUCAAACCCCAAACAGACUCGAGGUCUGAGUUGUUAAAAUGCACAGAGCCUGGACUGAAGCAGACGAGGCUCAAGCUUCAUUGCUGACACGAGAUAAAGAUGAAGGAACACCAGUACAGAGUCUCACAUUACAGUCAAACAGCUCUCCACCAAUGAACAGCUGUUCCCAAAUCAGGUGUAACUUUGUCUCUUUGCGCCCUCUACUGAACAUAUUAGGACUUUAUUGAUCAGACAUUACUGCCAUAUAUAUGAGGUGUAGAUGUACAAUUGAUCAAAUGUAUACCCAGACGAAUGUCACAUUCAGUUUGACUACAGUUUGAGCUACACACAUUCAGGUUGUUCAUCUCUGUUUCAACAUUUAAACUACAUUAUUAUUAUUAAGGCAUCAAACAAUAUCAGGAAAGAUAUGAUUUGAACGAAUGUAUUAUAUUUUUACAUAUAUUCUAAGUUUUUGUUGUUUUUUUACUUUAAAAUCACUGUAUAACUGUAAUUAAUGUACAUAAUCUCUAAUUAUAAUCCUAUUUAUGCUACUUUGAUUAUGAUAUUCUAUUUAUGAUAAUAUUGCAGGUAAUUUAUCAGCAGUUGCCCAUUAGAGCAGACAUCUAAGUUGUUGUUGUUUUUUAAUUAAACUGAAUUUCUAAUGCAGAAUUAGAUAGGGGCAUUAUUAUUUGAUUUUCUUUUAUUGGUGGCAUUCAUGAAGAAAAGGUGCCUCUUGAGCAAUAAGAAGAGGCGUGUUUAUCACAAGAGGUUUUGUAUUGUGGAUUUGUGCAUUUAAACAACUAUGUGUUACCAUUUUUAAAUAAAAAUGACUUUGCUCAAGUAGUUAAUCCAUCUCGUCCUUAAAAAGAAAAUCAUGGAUCAAGGGAGAAGAAGAAUAUUUGCUGUGGAUCAAUGCAAUGUUGAAGAACACAUCACAUGUAACAUGACUACAGAUUU
Centropristis striata (black sea bass) is the source of this 1608-nucleotide messenger RNA. Its product is annotated as insulin-like growth factor-binding protein 3. Gene Ontology annotation, cellular component: extracellular region. The coding region runs from base 140 to 709 and encodes 189 amino acids. Gene Ontology annotation, biological process: regulation of insulin-like growth factor receptor signaling pathway. The record is from RefSeq and is a predicted model, not a curated record. Gene Ontology annotation, molecular function: insulin-like growth factor I binding; fibronectin binding; insulin-like growth factor II binding. The transcript has 4 exons. Lineage: Eukaryota; Metazoa; Chordata; Actinopteri; Perciformes; Serranidae.